Molecule: messenger RNA, 1406 nt
Organism: Carassius carassius (crucian carp)
Lineage: Eukaryota; Metazoa; Chordata; Actinopteri; Cypriniformes; Cyprinidae
Exons: 4
Coding region: 123-752 (209 amino acids)
Source: RefSeq, a predicted model, not a curated record
CACAAAAAAGUCAAACUUAGGAAAGAGUAUGUGAAGUAUGUACAAAAUUACCAUAUGCCUUUCAUUUUGUAGCUUCAGAUGACAGCGGCUCACUUCAAGAGCAGGUGAAGCAAGUUGGGACAAUGUUGAAGACGUUUGCUUGCACUGGGCAAUCAGGUGCAGAUCAGACCUUAGUGCUGCGAUGUCUUGGAGAGUUUGGCGAUGUUGUGCGUAGCAUGGACAACAAAAUGGACACUAUGCUGCAACAUUUCAGUGCCAAUGUGUCUGUUGGAGAGUUAUCCCUGCCAGGGGAUCUAUUACUCCCCCUAGACACCCAGGAAGAUUUAGCGUUGCUUGACAACAGUUUGAGGCAGGAUAAAGAGCUCCAGGAACGAUUUCUUCGGUUUUUCGCAAUCAAAUGUGGGAGGGACCUAAAGACAACCGUCUGGCAGAUGCUUCAAAUUAUCUUCUCUAAUCACCUUUCCAUCAAUACAACCUGGACUGGAGUUGGGGAUAAAGCAUGUUUUAGAGACAUGUUCCUUAAGACCAUUGUUCAAAGAGCCAUCCGGAAGAACCUGGCAACCCAGGAUGCCACUGAUGAAGCCGUCCAGGUUAACGUUACGCGUUACCUGAAAGGAGAAUCUGACUGUGAAGGCGAAAAAGGCGCCGCACAGCUGAGAGGGACCCACAGCCGACCCCUUAAACCUAGGCUGACUACUGACACCCCAGCAUCACUGACAACUGGAACCCUUUCUUUAUCCUGCAGUCAGUAACGUCAAGACCCCUAAAGAAGCCAGAAGUGUCAGACUGCACUCACCCAAUCCACACUGUUCACUGUGGAUAUUAUCAUAGUGCUUAACUCUUAUUAUAUUGUUAAAUAUAGCUUGCAAAUCCUUGUGCCACAGGUCAGCAUUGCAGUUAUAUCUGUUCUACUACUGUUUUUACCUCAGCAUUUUUUAUAUAUUUGUGAAGAUGUUUAUCACAGAUACAAGAGACAUCUUGUACCCCAGGUCAGCAAUGCCAUUAUAAUGGUCUAUUCUACUCCAGAGCUUUAUUCUAAAUUAUUACCACUUAUCUUAUUGUUAGAAAUGGCUUGUAAAUGUGAUGUUAUACCUGAAUUUUUUUUGGUGUCCUGCACAUUCUUUGGUACCAGAUAUACUCAUUACUUAUAUUUACUGGUAAUUCUUUUCAUCCCAGAGCUGACCACUUUAUAUUAUUAACAAUUAUUGUAAGUGUUAUAAUUUGCUUGUAAGCUAAGGCUGUUUUUUUUUAACAAUUUAAUUGGAAACCUGCAUGUUCUUUUGUGUGUGUGUAUAUAUAUAUAUUUUUUUAUUUUUUUUCUGUUAUUUAUAUUUCAGUGAUCUGACAUCAUGUUUCAAUGACAGUUACUCUACUUUGAAAUGUGGAAAUAAAACUUUAAAUGGAAA